Colletotrichum destructivum is the source of this 436-nucleotide messenger RNA. RefSeq lists its product as uncharacterized. The transcript has a single exon. NCBI's taxonomy places the organism in Eukaryota, Fungi, Ascomycota, Sordariomycetes, Glomerellales, Glomerellaceae. The record is from RefSeq and is a predicted model, not a curated record. The coding region runs from base 1 to 381 and encodes 126 amino acids.
AUGGCGUUUCCUCUGCGUUUUUGUCUUCCGAAGGAGAACGGAACUAAAAAAAAAACCCAGCUUGCAUCGUCGGAGACAUUGGCGUGUUCUCGAAACAUCGCCAGGUGUCAUUCGGGUUUCCUCGUGAGCCUGACCCAAUUCGUCAAGAGUUGCACAGAUCGCUUCUUCACAUGUAACAGCACCCCAUGCGACUUGGCCGAUACGCACUACAGCGCCGCGGACGUCAUCAAACCAUUUUGUCUGAUAGUUUGCUUACACAGGACCGCUGGUUGGUUACUUGGCUCUGAGGAGCUCAGCCUGUCUGUCACUUGGUAUGCUAUAUCACGCGAGAGCCUCACGGUGCCUUGGAAUCGACACUGCUGCUCCGGGACCCAAUUUUAGAAGUGUCUCGCUCUCAAAACAAAACUUCAGUCUUUUCCUGCUAAUGCGUGGUAAU